AAGAGGGUCCCGUCGAAGUAGUCCAAACCUGCAACCUCAACGAACUUCGUCGACUCUCGGUCCAAAUUCCCGCCCAUAAAUUCAAUUCCUCACAGUCCAUCACAUUUCAACUCUCUCUCUCACACACACUCAGAAAUUCAUAUCAAGAGACUUCAUCGCAACAAAGAUGAUGGCGACUCUCAAAGCCGAAGAUCAGACUCAAUUACAGCUCGUCGAACGCGAAGACAUCGAUGACGAGGAAGACCUGUUCGAAGCGAUCGACAAAUUGAUUUCUCAGGGAAUCAAUGCCGGAGACGUGAAGAAGCUUCAAGACGCAGGGAUCUACACCUGCAAUGGCUUAAUGAUGCAUACAAAGAAGCACUUGACGGGGAUCAGAGGCUUAUCUGAGGCCAAAGUCGAAAAGAUCUGUGAAGCUGCCGAGAAGCUUGUGAAUUUUGGGUAUAUCACUGGAAGUGACGCUCUCCUCAGAAGAAAGUCGGUGAUCCGCAUUACAACUGGAAGCCAAGCCCUUGAUGAACUCUUAGGCGGUGGGAUUGAAACUAUGGCGAUUACAGAAACUUUUGGGGAAUUUCGGUCUGGGAAAACACAGCUUGCACAUACUCUAUGCGUUUCUACCCAGCUUCCUACCAACAUGAAGGGAGGGAAUGGAAAAGUUGCUUACAUUGAUACUGAAGGAACUUUCCGACCUGAUCGAAUCGUAACCAUUGCUGAAAGAUUUGGCAUGGAUCCAGGAGCCGUCCUUGACAAUAUCAUUUAUGCUCGUGCAUACACGUACGAGCAUCAGUUCAAUCUGCUUCUUGGCCUGGCUGCAAAGAUGUCUGAAGAACCAUUCAGACUACUGAUCGUAGAUUCAGUGAUUGCUCUCUUUCGAGUGGAUUUCACAGGACGAGGAGAACUGGCAGAGCGCCAGCAAAAACUGGCACAGAUGCUCUCCCGAUUAACAAAAAUAGCCGAGGAAUUUAAUGUUGCGGUCUACAUGACUAAUCAAGUUAUAGCUGACCCCGGUGGUGGAAUGUUCAUAUCCGAUCCAAAGAAACCAGCCGGAGGGCAUGUGCUUGCCCACGCGGCCACAAUAAGGCUGAUGUUCAGGAAAGGCAAAGGUGAACAGCGUGUCUGCAAGGUGUUUGAUGCACCAAAUCUGCCCGAGAGUGAAGCAGUAUUUCAGAUAACACCAGGGGGCAUUGCAGACGCAAAGGACUAAGCUCAAGACAUUACAUUUUCCUGAUAUCUACUAGCAGUUUAGUAUAAAGUUGCAAAUGACAUAAGCAAUAGCCCGUUGAUUAUGAAUCCUAAAAGCAUUGGAGUGCUUUAGCUGCCCUGGCCUAUGCUCUAGAUAUAUCAAAACUUCUUUGGUAAAUGUGGAACAAGCUGUAACAAAAUAGCAGCAUAUGCUAGAAAUCAAUGGACUUCAAUUCAUUAUUUCA
Alnus glutinosa is the source of this 1424-nucleotide messenger RNA. Its product is annotated as meiotic recombination protein DMC1 homolog. Gene Ontology annotation, molecular function: ATP-dependent DNA damage sensor activity; double-stranded DNA binding; ATP binding. The transcript has 15 exons. The record is from RefSeq and is a predicted model, not a curated record. NCBI's taxonomy places the organism in Eukaryota, Viridiplantae, Streptophyta, Magnoliopsida, Fagales, Betulaceae. Gene Ontology annotation, cellular component: nucleus; condensed nuclear chromosome. The coding region runs from base 167 to 1201 and encodes 344 amino acids. Gene Ontology annotation, biological process: DNA recombinase assembly; chromosome organization involved in meiotic cell cycle; reciprocal meiotic recombination.